GCCGCGCUGGCCCCGCCCCGGCCCCGCCCCGCGUCGCUCCGCGCCCGCGCGCUUCGGCGGAGCCGCUCGCCGCGCCGAGCCGAGCCGAGCCGAGCGGUCGCCGAGCCCCGGCGGGGGGAGCCGCACCGCGGCGGCGGCCGCUGAGGUUUUUUCCAUCCACUGUAUUGUGAAGGACUAGCAGUAGAAGCCUACAAAUAGGUGAAAGCGUCUCGACAGCCCGGCGGGAAGGUGGAUUAUUUGACGGACGAUGAGCGCGCGGCUCUAGACAUGGUUUGCGGUUGGGUCCGGCUGGCGCUGUCUGAAUGAAGCUAUGGGCUGCGCGUCAGCCAAGCAUGUUUCUACUGUUCAAAACGAAGAGGAAACUCAGAAAGGCAAAAACUACCAGAACGGAGAUGUGUUUGGGGAUGAGUAUAGGAUCAAACCAGUGGAAGAGGUCAAAUACAUGAAAAAUGGGGGCGAAGAUGAUCAGAAAAUAGCAGCCAGGAACCAAGAAAACUUGGAAAAAAGUGCCAGUUCAAACGCAAGACUUAAAUCUAAUAAAGAGAUCCCAGGAUUAGUACAUCAACCCAGAGCAAACAUGCACAUCUCCGAGAGCCAGCAGGAAUUCUUCAGGAUGCUCGACGAAAAGAUUGAAAAGGGUCGUGACUACUGUUCAGAAGAGGAGGAUGUCACAUAGUGCCGGUUCUGCCGGCGAAGCAGGAGAACUACUGUGUAAAUAGAUCGCAACCCCGCCGAGACCUUUGGGACGUCUUCUAGAGCGAGCAGCGCUACAUAACGCGAGAAGAUCAUUUCCACAUUAUAUGCUCCAUUCAGUUACAGUGUUUCUUACUGACCAGACGAGGAAUAUUGCUAAGAACUCGUAUGGGACCGUUUUUGUUGCUGCUAGUUAAAACUUGUCGCAACUUUCCACUUUUUCCGUGUCCAGAUAUGCAGCAAAUCCUUAAGGUUGAUCCGAAAGACAGUGUCGAUGAUUUUAUUCGGGCUUCGGGCCGGCUUUCUGCCUGUCAGACGGGGUAGUGUCACACCAGGCUUCCGUCAGUGACCGUCGAGCGGCCGGGAACCACCCUUGGGCUGCGUGUCCGUGCGCGGGCGGGCCGGUGAGGCCACGCUUCGGGGGGGGGUUUGCCGGGGCAGGCCUUGUUCCGCCGCUGCGAAGAGGCGGCGAAACUGGUGUCCCUUAAAAGCAUGUUGUCACUGAAAUACUGGAAGUGAUGCAGGAGCAGGGAUUUGUAUUUUAGGAGGAAAAGAGUUUUCAUUUACUAGGUAUCUUAAUCAAGGACUAAGCUUGCAGUAUUGGCUUUGCUGAGCACGAAUGGGAGUGUGAUCACAAUCAUUUUGAAUCUCUUUUUUUCUAAGAAAAUAAACAUUUUACUGUUUUUAUGUA
Molecule: messenger RNA, 1384 nt
Organism: Dromaius novaehollandiae (emu)
Lineage: Eukaryota; Metazoa; Chordata; Aves; Casuariiformes; Dromaiidae
Gene: C8H1orf21
Product: chromosome 8 C1orf21 homolog
Exons: 7
Coding region: 311-676 (121 amino acids)
Source: RefSeq, a predicted model, not a curated record